UCUGAUGAACCGUGCAAAACAAGUGGACGGGUUGUAUGUGUGAUUAAAAAAUUCCAAAACCAAAUUUGGGAGCGAAAAGGGCCUGAUCGAUCCAUGCCAAAAACCCAUAAUUUGAUAGAUCACGUCUUUUCGACGAUUGUUCGCGGUUCCAGAUUGCUAGAAAAAUCUGAUAAAUCGCUAGCAGCCUGUAGGAUACUUAUUAGUAAAAAUUUUAAAUAUGUUGGGUGAAAUUUAAGUAUUUCAUCAAAAAUCAAAUUUUUGAAUCUGUUAAAAGCGCGCCAAUUUUUGUUUGAUUUGUUAUGGCGCGUACCGCAUGUGUUCAAGUGUUUUGUUGUUAUUGUUUAUUGUUGAUGCAGCAGCCCGAAGAAAAUGAAGCCUCUUGGCUCAUUCUGGAAGUAUGGUGCAGGUGAAGUUAUCAGGAUUGUGUCUUUUAAGGUUGAAGAAGAAUUCAGAGAUGGUGAUAGAUACCAUGGAUGUAUUUAUCGGUAAGUUUUUAGCAGUUUAUGGUGCAUGAUGAGGAUGCUGUUAAAAAUUACAAUUAGGCGGGCUUCGUUCUCUUUACUUGGAGAAAUAGCGGAUGAGAGGGAACUGUUCCAAACCGAUAGAUGCUGCGAGGUAGUGGAAAAGGAUCUGAGGUGCUGUGUAAGUGUUGCUGCCACACAAGCUGAAGGGGAAGACAUAUACUUCUGUAGAUACAGGUUGGAAAUGAAUUACGCAUUCAAGCUGCCAGUCGAUUUUGUGUCCGGGUUGAAAUGCUCCGGUGGAAGGGCGUGGUGGAAAAUUGGCAAUGCAAAAGUUGUGGCUAGCGGAAUUAAUGGUCAACCCACAGUGGAGUAUUUAGGCAUGAUGAUCUCAAGACACACUUGUGUUGCCGUUGAAUGUGAAAAACAAGAGCUGCUCUCAAUUAUGAGGGUUGAAGGCAUCAUUCUACCGGAGGGUGUGAAGGCAGGUAGUUCAAGAUCUGCUUGUAAAAUCAGGCUGAGGGCUGCAGCAUUUGAAAGGGAUGGAAAUGCCAAGGCUGAAAAUACGUUAAUUCUCACAAAUUGUUCCCGCAUCGUUCCACUGAGUCGUGUUCAGCGCGUUGUGCAGGUCUUCUUUGCUGCAAGCAGGAAGGAAAUGAUGUUUACUCCAACAACGAGCUUCACAGGCGUUCCAUCCUUCUCGUGUUGUGCGGUGAAAGAAGCUGAAUCUGGUCGCGUGCAAGAAAUUGGUCACCCUGCAAAAUAUCAAAUCAUGGCUGCUAUUUCAAGUGGCCCUCGCAGACCUCUGCGCUGCCUUGAUCUGUUCGCUGGCUGCGGAGGAAUGAGUGUCGGGCUUGAAAUGAGUUCGCUGACCAGAACCUUGUGGGCAGUGGAUUCAAAUGAAAUAGCCUGCAGCACAUUCAAGCGAAAUUUUCCACAGGCUAGCGUAUAUUGCGAUUAUGUCGAGCAUUGGCUGCAGCAAGUGAAAAGAUUGGGACAAGGUUUACCACAGCAGGGUGAGGUGGAGGUCAUUAUCGGCGGUCCUCCAUGUCAAGGAUUUUCUCAGUGCAACAGGCAGAAGAAAAGCAAGAGAGCAUCAAUGAAUAUCAGCCAGACUGGAAUAUUCAUGGAAGUAGUGAAAUUUCUCAAGCCCCGUUUCUUCAUCAUGGAAAAUGUGAAGGAAAUUGUUACACAUGACAAGGGGAAGCAUCUCAGGGAAGCUCUAAAAACCGCUCUGGACCACGGUUACCAGGCGAGGAUGAUGGUGCUUCUAGCUGAUGAUUUUGGAGUACCUCAACUUAGGCAGAGAUUUUUCCUUGUUGGGGCUCUUGGCAAUGAAGAACUCCCUGACAUCCCGCGGAGAACACACCUGUCUGGAAGGAAGUGCCACAAGCUGCAGUGCGGCAGUUGCCCAUUGGAUUUCUCUACUGAAGAGCCUGCAAUUUUUGGACCUGUUACUGUCCGGGAUGCAAUUAGUGACCUGAAGGACUUGGAGACCACACUCGGGGCGAAACCAUACCCGCUUGUGCAGUCUGCCUAUCAGGCAAAGAUGCGCCGAGGCAGUGAUAGAGUUAAACUUCAUAGGAUGGUAAAACCACUAUCUCGAGUAGACCAGGUCAGAAUAAGCAAGAUCAAGCCUGGAGAGGACUGGUCUGUUUUGCUGACUGAGCCUGCAGAUCAAUGCGGGCUGCAAGGAACAAAUCUGGCUCCAAGCAUGCUUUCCAGAACAGGGCCACGCAAUGGCUGGUGGAAGGGCGCCUAUGGACGGCUCGAGUGGAACAAGAAGUUUAAAACUAUAAUUGCCUCGCAAAAUUUGGCAUCAAAGAGUGGAACCCUAAUUCACCCACAAGUUGACCGGACCAUUACGCUGAGGGAAAUCGCUCGCGCCCAGUCAUUUCCAGACAACUUUGUCUUCAGAGGCACCCCAAGGGCAAUUCAGAGGCUGAUUGGAAAUGCUGUGCCACCCCUACUGGCAGAGUGCAUUGGUUUCUCGUUUCAGCAAUGAAUUACUGCAGGAUGGCCAAGUCAGGGAUCCUCAACAAGCACUAAUGGCUACCCUUCUUCACAGUAGAGUUCAACCCGGG
Cloeon dipterum is the source of this 2545-nucleotide messenger RNA. RefSeq lists its product as uncharacterized. Gene Ontology annotation, biological process: negative regulation of gene expression via chromosomal CpG island methylation. Lineage: Eukaryota; Metazoa; Arthropoda; Insecta; Ephemeroptera; Baetidae. Gene Ontology annotation, cellular component: nucleus. The transcript is spliced from 10 exons. The record is from RefSeq and is a predicted model, not a curated record. The coding region runs from base 511 to 2466 and encodes 651 amino acids. Gene Ontology annotation, molecular function: DNA binding; DNA (cytosine-5-)-methyltransferase activity.